Messenger RNA from Electrophorus electricus (electric eel), 1925 nucleotides. It is a transcript of the gene myf6, whose product is annotated as myogenic factor 6. The record is from RefSeq and is a predicted model, not a curated record. Gene Ontology annotation, biological process: positive regulation of skeletal muscle fiber development; positive regulation of myoblast differentiation; regulation of transcription by RNA polymerase II. Gene Ontology annotation, molecular function: RNA polymerase II cis-regulatory region sequence-specific DNA binding; protein dimerization activity; DNA-binding transcription factor activity, RNA polymerase II-specific. NCBI's taxonomy places the organism in Eukaryota, Metazoa, Chordata, Actinopteri, Gymnotiformes, Gymnotidae.
CGUUAAAGAAUAUUCUUUUAACCAACUCCGCUGGUAAAAGGCCCAUUGAAAAAUGUCUGAUGCACUGCGACAGCCAGGCGAUGGAUAGAGUUUCACAUUCUAUAUUUACGUCCUCGAACUUGUGUCGCUGAGCUAUAUAAACGGCAACGACAAAGUCUUACUGUCAAUAAGCUGGACAUUCGCAGUUAGGCCUACCGCAACAUGAUGGACCUUUUUGAGACCAAUACUUAUUUCUUUAACGAUCUGCGUUAUCUGGAGGGGGACCACGGUACCUUACAGCACUUGGAUAUACCAGCGGUUUCUCCUCUGUACCAAGGGAACGGCAGCCCCGCGUCCCCAGGGCCGGAGCCAGCCCUCACCGAGCAGGGCUGCGACAGCAGCGGAGAGGAGCACGUCCCCGCACCGCCGGGGCUACGGUCCCACUGCGAAGGCCAGUGCCUCCUCUGGGCGUGUAAAGUUUGCAAGAGGAAGUCUGCCCCGACCGACAGACGGAAGGCUGCCACGCUGCGGGAGAGAAGGCGACUCAAAAAGAUCAACGAAGCGUUUGAUGCUCUAAAGAAAAAGACGGUUCCAAAUCCGACCCAGAGGCUACCCAAGGUGGAGAUUUUACGCAGCGCCAUCAGUUAUAUAGAGAAACUGCAGGACCUGUUGCGCAGCCUGGACGAUAACAGUGCUUAUAACGGCAAAGACCACGGCGUGGGUAACAGUGAGUAUCACUGGAAAAAGACCUGUCAAAACUAUCAGGGAAACGCAGAUCAUUCCAAGAUGCCACAGUUGGCGCAUCAAAGAGGAUCCGCAGCGGAGUCGUUGGCUUCCAGUAGCCUCCGUCGCCUCUCCUCCAUAGUGGCCAGCAUUUCCACGGCGGAGACGCGAGCGCACGGCCCCGAGGAGAGCGCAGGGAAAUGAGCCGCAGUCUGUGCGUCCGGAGUCUCACAUCUCCACAUCUCUUCAUUUCCACACGCGUGUAGGCCUAGUACGCAUAAAACAUUCAGAUUUUUAUUCAUGACAUUUUUUGACCAUUUUAUGUAGAGCUGCACGUGAUCAGGUAUAGGGUCAUUUUUUUUUAAUUCAAUAUGUCCAUGUAAAUAUACUGUAAUAUAUUGAUAUUAAAUUAUUUUGUAUUUAUGAAUAAAGUGAUAUUAAAAGAAAAGUAUUUUGAGAGCACUUAAUUAUAUAGAAAUACAAUAUCUAACAAUAAUCAGCAAAUACUAUUUGAAGUAUGUUCAGUAUAGUUUUACCUUUUUUCUUUUUUAAAAGUUUAAUUUACCGUUGGUUAAUUGAUGAAUUACCAUGGCUUACUGUAGCACCAUGACCGUGACCUCACCAAAACACACAGCUCAAGAGCUUUAUAUUCAGAUUUGACAGCCAAUAUUAUUAAUAAUAAUUAGACGUGCUUGUGAGUUUCCUUCUUUCUUUUUUGUUUCUUUCAUUCUUAUUUAACGAUGGCUUGUUUGCAUAUCAAAUCUGGUGAACUACUUUUCAUGGUUUUUGUGAAAUAUGAAAAUCCUUAAGCUUGGCUUUAUUUUAAAAUUUAUUUAAAAAAUAUCCGUGCAUCCUGAGUAAAGAUUGGGGAUUCCCCUAACAGUCCUGCUGCUGGGGUUGGUUUUAUACACCCUCUUCACUCUAAAUAAUAUACAGCUAUACACCGAGCUCAUGUUCACCUUGUAAUCUGUCAGCCAAUAGGCACUUUAGUUCUGUGUGGGGAACAGGUCAAAGGUUAUAAUGUGAACUGAAAUGUUUUGUCAGUGGUAUGUUUGUGCCGUAUUGUUUUCCUGAUUAAAAUGUAAGGGUCCAGUAUAAUCAGUUCUAAUAUACACUUUUGCAUGCAGUAAGCCUGACACUUUUUUGUAUGACUCUUUUGUGUUGGAAUAGUGUCUUGUGGUAGGUUACAAACUCAAAUAAAACUUACCUACAUCUGUCUUCAA